Daphnia pulicaria is the source of this 6138-nucleotide messenger RNA. RefSeq lists its product as uncharacterized. The transcript is spliced from 2 exons. Bases 208 to 6138 code for a protein of 1976 amino acids. Lineage: Eukaryota; Metazoa; Arthropoda; Branchiopoda; Diplostraca; Daphniidae. Gene Ontology annotation, molecular function: protein binding. The record is from RefSeq and is a predicted model, not a curated record.
AUUUGACAGGAACAACAACGCAACGCCAGAGCAGUCUCACUUUGUUUUGUUCAAACACAACAGAUACACACAAUUUACAACGCGUAUAAUUCAGUGAUAGUUUAGUUUAUAGUGUUUGGCUGACGUGGUGUGUUAUUUCGGAUUGUCAGUUACUUCUAGAGUCCAGAAAAUUAAACUGAAAGUCGUUCUUCAAUAAGUAGGUCAGUUAUGGCUGAGCAGCGAGACUCUGCUCAUGCAACAAUUGCUCCUCUACAGGGUGAGGUUGAGGCUCUCCCCCUCGGGACAUUGUUUAAAUUGACAGAGAUCGCCCUGAUACGAGGCAUAGGCGCUGGGUUCCCAUUCCAUUUGGGCACGGAAAUUCAAGAGUUUGGGAAAUUCGACGACUUGGUUUUCAAGUAUCAAGUGACAACAGGCGAUCAACGUCAACAGUGGCGCUACAAAUUUGUACAGGCCAAGCACAAGUUGGACGAAGGCAACUGUAAAAUAACUUCACAAGAGCUUCGUUCUAGAGACAAUGGCAAUUUCAGCAUCGCCAAAUAUUUCAAGUCUUAUCGCAACGAUAUCAUUAACGAGAGUCAGGGCCGUUGCCCGGAAGCAAUCGACGACGUUGUCAUCUGCACCAAUAUUAAUUUCAACGAAAAUGAAUUAAUUAGAAAUGGAAUCGAGUUGGUGCCUCACAAUGAUCCGUCCGAUAAGAUUUUGACGUUUGACAAAUUGCCUGGAGGCAAAGUUCCACUUCGCUACAAACUGAAAAACACGCAAGUGGUGCGUGAAAUAUUAAAAGAAAAUUGCCCAAUAUUUUACCUGGCCAAGAAAUUGAUGGAAAGCAAAACGGGUGAGAACCGAUUCGAUUUAACUCACGAAAUCUUUCAGAAAUAUCUCCCGGCUUUACUUCACGAAAAUGUCAUCCACUUGCAAAGUAAAUCAUUCCACUUUAAUUUCAUUUACGGCACGAACUUGUCACGCAGCGCCAACGAAAUGCGCAAAAUUCUCAGAGAUUUUUCACAGAGAAAUCACUGGGAAAGAGACUGGCGAAAAUUUACAUUUCACAGAAAAUUGUGGCCGACAACUUUGGGAUCGCAGCUAUUGCCUAAACCUAAUUACGUCACGGAUACAGAAAUCGAAAGUUUCUUGGACAAGUUCGUCUUCGCUGUAAACACUCCGAAUGAGGUCGAAUUGGAUACAAUAAUGAAACGGGAGCUGGGCAAUUAUUACAAUUUGCUGGUCAGCGAUAUACAGUCGAAUAUCUUUUUCAACAAAAUGCUCGACUGGUUCAAGAACCCCGAAUCGCGAUGGAUGACAUCCGACGAAGGGCUUCAUAUGCUCGAAGAAGGUAGAAACAAAAUCGACCUAAUGCGAUCUGAAAUUACAAUCAGUUAUCAAAAUCCUAUGAAUAAAAUUGUGGAAUUGAAAGAAGAAGUGAUUGAAGACACGGCGGGAAAACUGAAACCUUUCCUAACUUCAAACAGCGAUGAGAAAAUGAAUUACAUUUCAACAUACUGGCCGGAUUUCACGGCUGUCAAAGUCGUUUCGGCAAUCAAAACGCUUGCCGAUUAUAAAUGCAGCGACAGCUACUUAAUAGUUUCAUCAAAAUGUUUCGAAAAUCUCGGCGAAAGGGAACAAUUAACCAAGACUUUUGCCAACGAAAAUGCCCACCAUCUUUUAAUCGUCGUUUGUACCGAGGAAGAAUUCAAUUUCGACCGAUACGCUGAUUUUAUUCCAGCCAAUAAAGAAAAGAAGAAAAUACUACUGAUUGUCAAAAGAAGAAUCAACUUGGAUAACUUACACCUCCUCAAUCACGAUGACGCCAUCAGCUACGGGCAAUUGCGUGAAACAUCACAAGACGCAAUCCUCUCAAAGAAAGUCUCGUUUCAAGGCCAAGAUUUACCAGUCCGAGAUUUAAUUGGAUCUGCCAAUCACGAAAAUGUUUUAAAUUUUUUUUCCAUGCGAGAAAUAUUGAGUGAAAAGAAAAUCGUUGUCCCUUCUUCCAAUUCGAUCCGCAGUGAACAAAAUAUUUACAUCAAAAGGCAUUUGACAUUGCCGUUCCGAAUGGACGAGAAAUUUAUGGAUAAACUAUCAAAAGAAUUAAAUUGCCCCGCGAGCGAACUUCAGAAACAGUUGAGAGUUGGUACAGAGGGCAACAUCGUCUGGAUAACCGAGGACCAGCAAAAAAUAUCUGAGAUUUGGAAUAAAAUGAUACAACUGUCGGCGACUAACGGGAAACAGUCGACUGCUUCCCCAUCAUCUGUCAUUUCAGAUGAUGAGCUUAUUUUUUAUCCUAAUGCUAAUGAAAAAGCCGUUAUUAUAUCUGGCGUGGCUGGAACUGGUAAAACAACAAUCUUGUCUUAUUUCUACCGAGAAAUCAAAAAGGCUAAAGCCGAUCACUGGGUCAUCAGAAUAAAUUUGACAGACAAUUUUCAAGCUCUUUCGGAAUUCAGCGCCGACGUGACUAGCCUUUCCAACGCCAUCAACUUUUUCACGGAUAUACCGGCCAUCGUCAACAACAGUUGGUUCGCACGAUCGCUCUUGAGGCACCGGUUGGAAACGAGCGACAGGAUUGUUUUGAUGCUGGACGGAUUCGACGAAAUCGGUGGCCAACUCCAAGAGAAAGUCAUUCUAUUGUUGAACAUUAUUCAGACUAAACUAGCUCGACUUUAUAUCACAACCCGAAACUAUUUCAACGGGAUACUCGAAAAUCAACUCUUCCAAUUCGCCUACACUUUGGAGAAUUUCAACAAACGCCACCAGGCCGACUAUCUCAACGAUUAUUGGAUAUCGAACAUGAAGAAACUAAUAACAGACGGACAAGAAUUGUCGACUCAAGAUCAAAAUUUAACUCAAACAUUUGCGGAAUCAUUGGUUAAUCGAGCGUCGGAAACGCUGGACGGCGAAGAAAUCUCCAUCAUUGGAAUACCUUUGCAAUGCCGGAUUGUUGCCGAAUGCUUCCAGUCGGAACUGCAGCGAAUCAUCCAGAACAAACGAGACGGAAUAGUUGAAGAGGAGAAUCAAAUAUUGGCCGAUCAGAAAUUCGAUUUGCUGAGCAUGUACCGACGUCUAAUGGAAACAAAACGUCAAGUCUUUCGCGAAGAAAAGGCUAGCAAUGCUUCAGCUUCCAACCAAAUCGUAGACUACGCCGUUGAAUGCUUAAUUAAGAAAAUCGAAUCUCACUUGAAUCAAUUGGCCAUCGAAACCAUGUUCAGAGAUCCGGAAAAAGUCAAUCUUUUAUCUCCAGCACUGUUGCCCUAUCAGACAAAGCUCGAAAAGGUUGGCGAAGAAAAGUUCGUGACCGAAUUGGGCCUUAAAUUUGGCCUCACUUUGCAUAGCGACGAAAACACGGAGGUGCAAUUCUGGCACCGAUCCUUCGCCGAGUAUUUAGUGGCUAAAUAUUUUUACGAAGGAUUCCUUCUGGAAGACGAAAGCCACAAUGGAAUAUUAGACAAGGAACCGGUCCGCGAUUUGGUAUUCCAAGUGAUGAGCGAACGCGAGCACGACCACUACGACGGCAUCAAAGUCUUUUUCGACUCCAUGUUAAAGGAACUCGUCCAAAACGAUGACAACUGGCGUGAAAUAGUCGACCGACGAUUAAUCAAUCGACUGCCGGAGAGGCUAAAACAAUACGCGAAUUUCACAAUCAAUCACCACAAUUGCAGGCCUUUGGGAGACGCAAUCUACCGUCAACACACCAACAUAUUCAAGUUCAUUUGCGAUUGUUUCGACGUCAUGUUCGAUUCGACAAAAGUGCGCCAAAUUUUAAACUCUGUGCUGGAUUACAUUAACCCUAGAACCUUCGCCGAUGGUACCUGGAAAGGUCAUUCAAAGAGGAGCACUGCAUUGGCCAGCUUUUACGACCAAAAGUAUCAGGUGUUUCAGCGAUACAUCGGCUACUACAUGGAUCACGCCGAGCGGGACGUCGUGAAACAUAUUUUGGAAGACAUGCUAUACGCACCCAUCUACCUGAGGAAUGACGUUUUAGAUGAAACGUGCCCCGAGUGGUUGCAAGAAAACAAACUCAAAGUGAUGAAACUCAUUUUGGAUUUUCUAGUUAAACACCGAGCGACUUUGAAACCAAUUAUGAGGGCCUCGACGAGAGAUUACGAAAAGCCCGAAGACGUGCUCUACUUCCUGAUAUUUAACGAAUGCUAUCACAGCCAACUCGAGCAGUGGAUAGAGCUCUUUGCGUUCGUGUAUUCCGAAGAAAACGCGUUCAUCAAACUCUUCAAGGAUACAGUCAGUAUUAUCCGGCGUCGAUUCGACGAGAUCGAUUUGGAUAGGCAAUGGGUUGAAGGUCGAAUAGGAAAUGCAUUAAAGAUAUUACGAGAUACCGGCCGGAAUAAAGUGCUGGAAGAAAUAGCUCGACUAGUGCUCAUACGUGAACCUCAAGCUUUUCGACAAUUUUUUGGGCAUUUCUUAGCGAACGACGAAAUGGAAAUGACACCGGCAACUAUUCACCUGCUGCUGGUUAGAGAUUCUUACGGGAUGACUCGUCUUCAUCGAGCAGUUUUCUACGAGGACACGGAAACUGUCGAUCGCCUUUUAGACUGUCUCAGCCAAAGUUUAUCCUCGCCAGUUACGACCAGCACGGCCGAGCAAGUCAUGAAUAAUGUUAUGCUACUAGACGACGAGGGAUUCACGCCAUUCUACGUCGCUGCCGCAUACCUUCACGAAGAAUUAUGCAAUAAAAUUCUCACCUUUUUCAAGAACGUUUUGACCGCCGAUCAGUUACAAACACACCUGACUGCUGAAAAGAUGAAAUUAGUUUACGGAGUAUUAUGGGAAGCGGUAAAAUUCCACAAAAUUCAAAUGUUUACAACGAUUUUGACAAGUGUCAAGCACGUUUUGGGGCAGAACUACCUUUUGGGAAUGUUAUCGUCGAAAAUCGCCUAUGAAAAUCGCAGCAAGACAGUGUUCAAAGAAUGCAGAGAGAAGGUUUUAUUCAAAGCGAUGACAGACAUUGUUCUGAAGGACGACGACAAUGGAUUCCAUCAAUUAAACGACCUGUUUUUCAAAGACGGCAUUUCUAUUCUUUCGCUGGAAUACGUCGACGAUGAAACAUUCAAGAAAAUGCUAGCAGUGAUCGGAUCUGAUAACUGGUGUCUGAAACUACUUCGCCACGAUAUCUGCACUGCAUUUUAUUUACUGUCAUCACCACCCUGCGAACUUGUUCGCCAAUUUCAACAAGAACAGCUGUUGGAUUUGUUGAAAUUGAUUACCACGUCAAAGUGUACCAAACGGAGAAUCCAACAGAGUUAUUGGAACCGACUGCUGCUCAACGUGAAAUGGUGGAAACCUGAUUUCGAGAAACCCAUGGAUGAUUGGACAUUAAUGGAAGUGCUGACCCACUUUUUAAAUCACACCUUUGGGAAAGUUCAAGAAAAUUACAUCAUUGAGCUGUUUUUCGACGAUAAAGGGAUCGAACUUGUCACCCGAUCCCUGUUGCAGUACGGCAAAAACAGUCUCACCAACGGAAUCUUUAAACAUUUGACGGAAGAAAUUCGCAAGUACAAGGAUAUAAAACGUCAUUUAAUGGGCAAAAUGCCUAAAAUAAUACGAGACGUCAUGAAACCCACUAUUCAUUUUUUGAUCGACGACAAUUUGGAAUGGAGUCGGAUAAAGGUAUUAGAUUUUGUCAUGGGUCACGCAGAGUUGACAACUGCCAACGGCGAUUGCUCCGAAUUAUCUACAUUAAUUAAUACCAUUUUGGUUAAAUACAACAACAACGUAAUAAAGAAAGCGAGCAUUUGGGGUGAGUAUUUUCGGCACUUUGAUGAUGAACAAAGAAUAGGAAACCCAACGUACCGCUUGAAAAUGUGGACGGACAACGUUAAAGAAAGAUCGGCAAGAGUUUGCGCAUUCUUGAAAUGCGUGUCUGAAAAGCUCGGAAGCUCCAAAGUAAAAGAAUUGCUGACUCACACUCACGGCGGAGCUACAUAUGAUAUAUCAUAUCUAUCAACUUCGGUCAUUUCUUUGGUGAACCUGAAGGGUCACAACAGUUUUGUAGAAGCAAUGCUAACACACCUGAACGAAGAAGAUCGUAUUCAGGUUCGUCCUCUUCUCGGCAGAGACCAAACUGAUGCUCAGGUACACUCGGCAAGCAGUGAUGAACUAGCUGUUGAGAUCAACGACGAUUCAUCAGAUUGA